This is a messenger RNA of Adineta ricciae, 1110 nucleotides long. The record is from the annotation of a GenBank genome assembly. NCBI's taxonomy places the organism in Eukaryota, Metazoa, Rotifera, Eurotatoria, Adinetida, Adinetidae.
AUGACUGAGCAAGACAAAAAUGACAAAGCGAUAAAUUUGCCGUAUAAAAGCUUUGGCGGAGUUGAAAUUAAGUCACACAUUAUAUUUUCUCAUAUCAUAAACCAAGAUAUGCAAACUAUUUCGGUACUCGCUGUUCUUGCACUCGCUUUCUGCUGUACAUUAGCGCUCGAUGUAAAAUUGAACCAACACUGGAAAUUAUGGAAAGAAAAGCACAACAAGCUCUAUUCCGAUGGGGAAGAACAUGUUCGCCGAGCUAUCUGGGAAGGUAACUUGAAAAAAGUUCAAGACCAUAAUCUUCAAGCUGACCUUGGUGUUCAAACAUACUGGCUCGGAAUGAACAAAUACGCCGAUUUAUCAAUCAGUGAAUUCGUCAGAAUGAUGAAUGGUUUCAAUGCUACUUUACGUGGACCAAGAAGCCAACAACGUAAUACAUUUAGUUUCGAUCCCACAGUCGAAUUACCAGACACCGUUGACUGGCGUGAUAAAGGUUAUGUAACUGCCGUUAAAGACCAAGGUCAAUGCGGUUCAUGCUGGGCUUUCUCGAGCACUGGCGCACUUGAAGGUCAACACUUCAAACAAUCUGGCAAACUUGUUUCACUCUCUGAACAAAACUUAGUUGAUUGCUCAGGUAAACAAGGUAACAUGGGUUGCAAUGGUGGCUUAAUGGAUCAAGCUUUCGACUACAUCAAAGAAAACAACGGUAUCGAUACUGAAGAUUCCUAUCCAUACGAAGCUGUCGACAAUCAAUGCCGAUUCAAAGCUGCUAAUGUCGGUGCUACUGAUACUGGCUUCACUGAUAUCACAUCAAAAGAUGAAAAUGCUCUUCAACAAGCUGUUGCUACAAUUGGUCCCAUCUCAGUUGCCAUCGAUGCUGGUCACACAUCAUUUCAAUUAUACAAACACGGUGUUUAUAACGAAAUUUUCUGCUCACAAACUCGACUUGACCAUGGUGUCUUAGCUGUUGGUUAUGGUACCGAUUCAGGCAAAGAUUACUGGCUCGUUAAAAACAGCUGGGGCCAAGGCUGGGGUGACCAAGGUUAUAUUAAAAUGAGUCGUAAUAAACGCAACCAAUGCGGUAUUGCUACAGCUGCCAGCUAUCCACUUGUUUAA